Cicer arietinum (chickpea) is the source of this 972-nucleotide messenger RNA. RefSeq names its product large ribosomal subunit protein eL19y-like. Gene Ontology annotation, biological process: translation. Gene Ontology annotation, cellular component: ribosome; cytosolic large ribosomal subunit. The record is from RefSeq and is a predicted model, not a curated record. Lineage: Eukaryota; Viridiplantae; Streptophyta; Magnoliopsida; Fabales; Fabaceae. Gene Ontology annotation, molecular function: RNA binding; structural constituent of ribosome.
AAUAUUAGUACUUAAUUCCAAACCCUAGGUUUAUAUUCUUCCCCUUCCAUCAUUUCGCGAUAGCGUUUCGUUUCAGGGAAACAUGGUGUCGCUCAAACUGCAAAAGCGCCUCGCUUCCAGUGUUCUCAAGUGCGGUAGAGGCAAAGUUUGGCUUGAUCCCAAUGAAGUCAAUGAAAUCUCCAUGGCCAAUUCUCGCCAAAACAUAAGGAAGCUUGUUAAGGAUGGUUUUAUCAUCAGGAAACCCACCAAGAUUCACUCCCGUUCACGUGCUCGUCGUAUGAAGGAAGCUAAGAGAAAAGGAAGACACUCUGGAUAUGGUAAGCGUAAGGGUACCAGGGAGGCAAGGCUUCCAACAAAGAUCCUUUGGAUGAGGAGAAUGCGUGUGCUCAGACGCCUGCUCCGCAAGUACAGGGAGUCUAAGAAGAUUGACAAGCAUAUGUACCAUGAUAUGUAUAUGAAGGUUAAGGGUAAUGUGUUUAAGAAUAAGAGAGUUCUUAUGGAGAGCAUUCACAAGUCCAAAGCUGAGAAGGCAAGAGAGAAGACCCUCUCUGACCAGUUUGAGGCCAAACGUGCCAAGAACAAAGCCAGCCGAGAAAGGAAGUUUGCUCGGAGGGAGGAGCGAUUUGCUCAAGGUCCUGGAGAGAAGCCAGCAGCUGCACCUGCUGCUCCACCUGCCGCCGCAUCACAGCCAACACAAGCACCAAAGAAAACCAAGAAGUGAGUGGCAUUCUGAGAUCGCUUGGCAGAAUCUUUGGACUGGCACCCUCAUUUACUGUUCUAAAGUAGUUUUGACAAGUCUUUUUGUUGGUUUAAGACUUUUUUUACUUUAAUUUAUUCAGUGUAUGAAUUUAUUAUAGUCCCUUUCCUAAAUGGUGUUUUGCUGUUUUUGUCAUGAAUUUGUUGCGGCAACACUUGUGUUAUGCUUUGCUAGUUAUGUCUUUAUACUUUGCUAACUUUGACAGUAUUGCUUUA